AUGAUGCGUUGGUCAGUUGGGUCGGUAUGCACGCUUGUGUUCCGGUACAAGGCUGAGCUGCCCGCUUUCCAUCACCGCGCCCCAUUCUCCCUCCUUCCAUCACCCCGCCCCAUUCUCUCUCCUUCCAUCACCGCGCCCCAUUCUCCCACUUUCCAUCUCCCCGCCCCAUUCUCCCGCUUUUUUAUCAGCCCGCCCCAUUCUCCCGCUUUCCAUCACCCCGCCCAUUCUCCCGCUUUCCAUCACCCCGCCCCAUUCUCCCGCUUUCCAUCACCCUGCCCAUUCUCCCGCUUUCCAUCACCCCGCCCCAUUCUCCCGCUUUCCAUCACCCCGCCCCAUUCUCCCACUUUCCAUCACCCCGCCCCAUUCUCCCGCUUUCCAUCACCCCGCCCCAUUCUCCCUCCUUCCAUCACCCCGCCCCAUUCUCCCUCUUUCCAUCACCCCGUCCUAUUCUCUCGCUUUAUAUCAUCCCGCCUCAUUCUCCCUCGUUCCAUCGACCCGCCCCAUUCUCCCUCCUUCCAUCACCCCGCCCCAUUCCCUCUCCUUCCAUCACCCCGCCCCAUUCUCCCGCUUUCCAUCACCCCGCCCCAUUCUCCCGCUUUCCAUCACCCCGCCCCAUUCUCCCACUUUCCAUCACCCCGCCCCAUUCUCCCGCUUUCCCUCACCCCGCCUCAUUCUCCCGCAUUCCAUCAUCCCGCCCCAUUCUCCCGCUUUCCAUCAAACCGCCCCAUUCUCCCUCCUUCCAUCCCCCCGCCCCAUUCUCCCGCUUUCCAUCACCCCGCCCCAUUCUCCCGCAUUCCAUCACUCCGCCCCAUUCUCCCGCUUUCCAUCAAACCACCCCAUUCUGCCUCCUUCCAUCACCCCGCCCCAUUCUCCCGCUUUCCAUCACCCAGCCCCAUUCUCCCGCUUUCCAUCACCCUGUCCCAUUCUCCCGCUUUCCAUCAUCCCGCCCCAUUCUCCCGCUUUCCAUCAUCCCACCCCAUUUUCCCGCUUUCCAUCACCCCGCCCCAUUCUCCCGCAUUGCAUCACCCCGCCCCAUUCUCCCGCUUUCCAUCACCCCGCCCCAUUCUCCCGCUUUCCAUCACCUUGCCCCAUUCUCCCUCCUUCCAUCACCCCGCCCCAUUCUCCCUCCUUCCAUCACCCCGCCCCAUUCUCCCGCUUUCUAUCACUCCGGCCCAUUCUCCCGCUUUCCAUCAACUCGCCCCAUUCUCCCGCUUUCCAUCACCCCGCCACAUUCUCCCGCUUUCCAUCACCCCGCCCCAUUCUCCCACUUUCCAUGACCCCGCCCCAUUCUCCCGCUUUCCAUCACCCCGCCCCAUUCUCCCGCUUGCCAUCACCCCGCCCCAUUCUCCCUCCUUCCAUCACCCCGCCCCAUUCUCCCUCCUUCGAUCACCCCGCCCCAUUCUCCCGCUUUCCAUGACCCCGCCCCAUUCUCCCGCUUUCCAUUACCCCGCCCCAUUCUCCCGCUUUCCAUCACCCGCCCCAUGCUCCUGCUUUCCAUCACCCCGCCCCAUUCUACCGCUUUCCAUCACCCUGCCCCAUUCUCCCGCUUUCCAUCACCCCGCCCCAUUCUCAAGCUUUCCAUCACCCCGCCCCAUUCUCCCGCUUUCCAUCACCCAGCCCUUUUCUCCCGCUUUCCAUCACCCCGCCCCAUUCUUCAACUUUCAAUCAACCCGCCCCAUUCUCCCGCUUUCCAUCACCCAGCCCCAUUCUCAAGCUUUCCAUCACCCCGCCCCAUUCUCCCGCUUUCCAUUACCCAGCCUUUUUCUCCCGCUUUCCAUCACCCCGCCCCAUUCUCCCGCUUUCCAUCACCCAGCCCUUUUCUCCCGCUUUCCAUCACCCCGCCCCAUUCUUCAACUUUCCAUCAACCCGCCCCAUUCUCCCGCUUUCCAUCACCCCGCCUCAUUCUCCCGCUUUCCAUCACCCCGCCCCAUUCUCCCGCUUUCCAUCUCCCCGCCCCAUUCUCCCGCUUUCCAUCAUCCCGCCCCAUUCUCUCGCUUUCCAUCACCCCGCCCCAUUCUCCCGCUUUCCAUCACCCCGCCCUAUUCUCCCGCUUUCCAUCACCCCGCCCCAUUCUUCCGCUUUCCAUCAACCUGCCCCAUUCUCCCGCUUUCCAUCACCCCUCCCCAUUCUCCCGCUUUCCAUCACCCCGCCCCAUUCUCCCGCUUUCCAUCACCCCGCCCCAUUCUCCCGCUUUCAAUCACCCCUCCCAAUUCUCCCGCUUUCUAUCACCCUGCCCAAUUCUCCCGCUUUCCAUCACCCCGCCCCAUUCUCUCGCUUUACAUCACCCCGCAACAUUCUCCCGCUUUCCAUCACCCCGCCCCAAUCUCCUGCUUUCCAUCACCCCGCCCUAUUCUCCCGCUUUCCAUCACCCCACCCCAUUCUCCCUCCUUCCAUCACCCCGCCCCAUUCUCCCUCCUUCCAUCACCCCGCCCCAUUCUCCCUCCUUCCAUCACCCCGCCCCAUUCUCCCGCUUUCCAUCACCCCGCCCCAUUCUCCUGCUUUCCAUCACCCCGCCCCAUUUCUCCCUCUUUCCAUCACCCCGCCCCUUUCUCCCGCUUUCCAUCACCCCGCCCCAUUCUCCCUCCUUCCAUCACCCCGCCCCAUUCUCCCUCUUUCCAUCACCCCGCCGCAUUCUCCCUCCUUCCAUCACCCUCCCCCAUUCUCCCUCCUUCCAUCACAGCGCCCCAUUCUCCCACUUUCGAUCUCCCCGCCCCAUUCUCCCGCUUUCCAUCACCCUGCCCCAUUCUCCCUCCUUCCAUCACCCCGCCCCAUUCUCCCUCCUUCCAUCACCCCGCCCCACUCUCCCGCUUUCCAUCACCCCGCCCCAUUCUCCCGCUUUCCAUCACCCCGAACCAUUCUCCCUCCUUCCAUCACCCCGCCCCAUACUCCCGCUUUCCAUCACCCCGCUCCAUUCUCCUGCUUUCCAUCACCCCGCCCCAUUCUCCCGCUUUCCAUCAUCCCGCCCCAUUCUCCCGUUUUCUAUCACCCCGCUCUAUUCUUUCGCUUUUCAUCACCCCUCCCCAUUGUCCCUCCUUCCAUCACCCCGCCCCAUUCUCCCGCUUUCCAUCACCUGCCCCAUUCUCCCACUUUCCAUCACCUCACCCCAUUCUCCCGCUUUCCAUCACCCCGCCCCAUUCUCCCGCUUUCUGUCACCCUGCCCCAUUCUCCCGCUUUCCAUCACCCUGUCCCAUUCUCCCGCUUUCCAUCACCCCGUCCCAUUCUCCCGCUUUCCAUCACCCCGCCCCAUUCUCCCGCUUUCCAUCACCCUGCCCCAUUCUCCCACUUUCCAUCACCCCGCCCCAUUCUCCCGCUUUCCCUCACCCCGCCUCAUUCUCCCGCAUUCCAUCAUCCCGCCCCAUUCUCCCGCUUUCCAUCAAACCGCCCCAUUCUCCCUCCUUCCAUAACCCAGCCCCAUUCUCCCGCUUUCCAUCACCCCGCCCCAUUCUCCCGCAUUCCAUCAGCCCGCCCCAUUCUCCCGCUUUCCAUCAAACCGCCCCAUUCUGCCUCCUUCCAUCACCCCGCCCCAUUCUCCCGCUUUCCAUCACCCAGCCCCAUUCUCCCGCUUUCCAUCACCCCGUCCCAUUCUCCCGCUUUCCAUCAUCCCGCCCCAUUCACCCGCUUUCCAUCACCCCGCCCCAUUCUCCCGCUUUCCAUCACCCCGCCCCAUUCUCCCUCCUUCGAUCACCCCGCCCCAUUCUCCCGCUUUCCAUCACCCCGCCCCAUUCUCCCGCUUUCCAUCACCCCGCCACAUUCUCCCGCUUUCCAUCACCUUGCCCCAUUCUCCCUCCUUCCAUCACCCCGCCCCAUUCUCCCGCUUUCCAUCACCUGCCCCAUUCUCCCACUUUCCAUCACCUCACCCCAUUCUCCCGCUUUCCAUCACCCCGCCCCAUUCUCCCGCUUUCUGUCACCCUGCCUCAUUCUCCCGCUUUCCAUCACCCUGUCCCAUUCUCCCGCUUUCCAUCACCCCGUCCCAUUCUCCCGCUUUCCAUCACCCCGCCCCAUUCUCCCGCUUUCCAUCACCCUGCCCCAUUCUCCCACUUUCCAUCACCCCGCCCCAUUCUCCCGCUUUCCCUCACCCCGCCUCAUUCUCCCGCAUUCCAUCAUCCCGCCCCAUUCUCCCACUUUCCAUCAAACCGCCCCAUUCUCCCUCCUUCCAUAACCCAGCCCCAUUCUCCCGCUUUCCAUCACCCCGCCCCAUUCUCCCGCAUUCCAUCAGCCCGCCCCAUUCUCCCGCUUUCCAUCAAACCGCCCCAUUCUGCCUCCUUCCAUCACCCCGCCCCAUUCUCCCGCUUUCCAUCACCCAGCCCCAUUCUCCCGCUUUCCAUCACCCCGUCCCAUUCUCCCGCUUUCCAUCAUCCCGCCCCAUUCACCCGCUUUCCAUCACCCCGCCCCAUUCUCCCGCUUUCCAUCACCCCGCCCCAUUCUCCCUCCUUCGAUCACCCCGCCCCAUUCUCCCGCUUUCCAUCACCCCGCCCCAUUCUCCCGCUUUCCAUCACCCCGCCACAUUCUCCCGCUUUCCAUCACCUUGCCCCAUUCUCCCUCCUUCCAUCACCCCGCCCCAUUCUCCCUCCUUCCAUCACCCCGCCCCAUUCUCCCGCUUUCUAUCACUCCGGCCCAUUCUCCCGCUUUCCAUCAACUCGCCCCAUUCUCCCGCUUUCCAUCACCCCGCCCCAUUCUCCCACUUUCCAUGACCCCGCCCCAUUCUCCCGCUCUCCAUCACCCCGCCCCAUUCUCCCGCUUUCCAUCACCCCGCCCCAUUGUCCCGCUUUCCAUCACCCCGCCCCAUUCUCCCGCUUGCCAUCACCCAGCCCCAUUCUCCCUCCUUCCAUCACCCCGCCCCAUUCUCCCUCCUUCGAUCACUCCGCCCCAUUCUCCCGCUUUCCAUUACCCCGCCCCAUUCUCACGCUUUCCAUCACCACGCCACAUUCUCCCGCUUUCCAUCACCCCGCCCCAUUCUCUCGCUUUCCAUCACUCCGCCCCAUUCUCCCGCUUUCCAUCACCCCGCCCCAUUCUCCCGCUUUCCAUCACCCCGCCCCAUUCUCCCGCUUUCCAUCAACCUGUCCCAUUCUCUCGCUUUCCAUCACUCUGCCCCAUUCUCCCGCUUUCCAUCACCCCGCCCCAUUCUCCCGCUUUCGAUCACCCGCCCCAUUCUCCCGCUUUCCAUCACCCCGCCCCAUUCUCCCGCUUUCCAUCACCCCGCCCCAUUCUCCUGCUUUCCAUCUCCCCGCCCCAUUCUCCCGCUUUCCAUCACCCCGCCCCAUUCUCAAGCUUUCCAUCACUCUGCCCCAUUCUCCCGCUUUCCAUCACCCUGCCCCAUUCUCCCUCCUUCCAUCACCCCGCCCCAUACUCCCGCUUUCCAUCACCCCGCCCCAUUCUCCCGCUUUCCAUCACCCCGCCCCGUUCUCCCGCUUUCCAUCACCCCGCCCCAUUCUCCCGCUUUCCAUCACCCCGCCCUAUUCUCUCACUUUCCAUCACCCUGCUCCAUUCUCCUGCUUUCCAUCACCCCGCCCCAUUCACCCGCUUUCCAUCAUCCCGCCCCAUUCUCCCGUUUUCUAUCACCCCGCUCUAUUCUUUCGCUUUUCAUCACCCCGCCCCAUUGUCCCUCCUUACAUCACCUCGCCCCAUUCUCCCGCUUUCCAUCACCCCGCCCCAUUCUCCCGCUUUCUGUCACCCUGCCCCAUUCUCCCGCUUUCCAUCACCCCGUCCCAUUCUCCCGCUUUCCAUCACCCCGCCCCAUUCUCUCGCUUUCCAUCACCCCGCCCCAUUCUCCCGCUUUCCAUCACCCCGCCCCAUUCUCCCGCUCUCCAUCACCCCGCCCCAUUCUCCCGCUUUCCAUCACUCCGCCCCAUUCUCCCUCCUUCCAUCACCCCGCCCCUUUCUCCCUCCUUCCAUCACCCUGCUCCGUUCUCCAGCUUUCCAUCACCCCGCCCCAUUCUCCCGCUUUCCAUCACCCCGCCCCAUUCUCCCGCUUUCCAUCAUCCCGCCCCAUUCUCCCGCUUUUUAUCACCCCGCCCCAUUCUCCCGCUUUCCAUCAUCCCGCCCCAUUCUCCCGCUUUCCAUCACUCCGCCCCAUUCUCCCGCUUUCCAUCACCCCGCCCCGUUCUCCCGCUUUCCAUCACCCCGCCCCAUUCUCCCGCUUUCCAUCACCCCGCCCUAUUCUCUCACUUUCCAUCACCCUGCUCCAUUCUCCCGCUUUCCAUCACCCCGCCCCAUUCUCCCGCUUUCCAUCAUCCCGCCCCAUUCUCCCGUUUUCUAUCACCCCGCUCUAUUCUUUCGCUUUCCAUCACCCCGCCCCAUUCUCCCGCUUUCCAUCACCUCACCCCAUUCUCCCGCUUUCCAUCACCCCACCCCAUUCUCCCGCUUUCUGUCACCCUGCCCCAUUCUCCCGCUUUCCAUCACCCCGUCCCAUUCUCCCGCUUUCCAUCACCCCGCCCCAUUCUCUCGCUUUCCAUCACCCCGCCCCAUUCUCCCGCUUUCCAUCACCCCGCCCCAUUCUCCCGCUUUCCAUCACCCCGCCCCAUUCUCCCGCUUUCCAUCACUCCGCCCCAUUCUCCCUCCUUCCAUCACCCCGCCCCUUUCUCCCUCCUUCCAUCACCCUGCCCCGUUCUCCAGCUUUCCAUCACCCCGCCCCAUUCUCCCGCUUUCCAUCACCCCGCCCCAUUCUCCCGCUUUCCAUCAUCCCGCCCCAUUCUCCCGCUUUUUAUCACCCCGCCCCAUUCUCCCGCUUUCCAUCAUCCCGCCCCAUUCUCCCGCUUUCCAUCAUCCCGCCCCAUUCUCCCGCUUUCCAUCACCCCACCCCAUUCUCCCGCUUUCCAUCAUCCCGUCCCAUUCUCCAGCUUUCCAUCACCCGCCCCAUUCUCCCGCUUUCCAUCACCCCGCCCUAUUCUCCCGCUUUCCAUCACCCCGCCCCGUUCUCCCGCUUUCCAUCACCCUGCUCCAUUCUCCUGCUUUCCAUCACCCCCCCCCAUUCUCCCGCUUUCCAUCAUCCCGCCCCAUUCUCCCGUUUUCUAUCACCCCGCUCUAUUCUUUCGCUUUUCAUCACCCCGCCCCAUUCCCCAUUCUCCCGCUUUCCAUCACCCCGUCCCAUUCUCCCGCUUUCCAUCAUCCCGCCCCAUUCACCCGCUUUCCAUCACCCCGCCCCAUUCUCCCGCUUUCCAUCACCCCGCCCCAUUCUCCCUCCUUCGAUCACCCCGCCCCAUUCUCCCGCUUUCCAUCACCCCGCCCCAUUCUCCCGCUUUCCAUCACCCCGCCACAUUCUCCCGCUUUCCAUCACCUUGCCCCAUUCUCCCUCCUUCCAUCACCCCGCCCCAUUCUCCCGCUUUCCAUCACCUGCCCCAUUCUCCCACUUUCCAUCACCUCACCCCAUUCUCCCGCUUUCCAUCACCCCGCCCCAUUCUCCCGCUUUCUGUCACCCUGCCUCAUUCUCCCGCUUUCCAUCACCCUGUCCCAUUCUCCCGCUUUCCAUCACCCCGUCCCAUUCUCCCGCUUUCCAUCACCCCGCCCCAUUCUCCCGCUUUCCAUCACCCUGCCCCAUUCUCCCACUUUCCAUCACCCCGCCCCAUUCUCCCGCUUUCCCUCACCCCGCCUCAUUCUCCCGCAUUCCAUCAUCCCGCCCCAUUCUCCCACUUUCCAUCAAACCGCCCCAUUCUCCCUCCUUCCAUAACCCAGCCCCAUUCUCCCGCUUUCCAUCACCCCGCCCCAUUCUCCCGCAUUCCAUCAGCCCGCCCCAUUCUCCCGCUUUCCAUCAAACCGCCCCAUUCUGCCUCCUUCCAUCACCCCGCCCCAUUCUCCCGCUUUCCAUCACCCAGCCCCAUUCUCCCGCUUUCCAUCACCCCGUCCCAUUCUCCCGCUUUCCAUCAUCCCGCCCCAUUCACCCGCUUUCCAUCACCCCGCCCCAUUCUCCCGCUUUCCAUCACCCCGCCCCAUUCUCCCUCCUUCGAUCACCCCGCCCCAUUCUCCCGCUUUCCAUCACCCCGCCCCAUUCUCCCGCUUUCCAUCACCCCGCCACAUUCUCCCGCUUUCCAUCACCUUGCCCCAUUCUCCCUCCUUCCAUCACCCCGCCCCAUUCUCCCUCCUUCCAUCACCCCGCCCCAUUCUCCCGCUUUCUAUCAUUCCGGCCCAUUCUCCCGCUUUCCAUCAACUCGCCCCAUUCUCCCGCUUUCCAUCACCCCGCCCCAUUCUCCCACUUUCCAUGACCCCGCCCCAUUCUCCCGCUCUCCAUCACCCCGCCCCAUUCUCCCGCUUUCCAUCACCCCGCCCCAUUGUCCCGCUUUCCAUCACCCCGCCCCAUUCUCCCGCUUGCCAUCACCCAGCCCCAUUCUCCCUCCUUCCAUCACCCCGCCCCAUUCUCCCUCCUUCGAUCACUCCGCCCCAUUCUCCCGCUUUCCAUUACCCCGCCCCAUUCUCACGCUUUCCAUCACCACGCCACAUUCUCCCGCUUUCCAUCACCCCGCCCCAUUCUCUCGCUUUCCAUCACUCCGCCCCAUUCUCCCGCUUUCCAUCACCCCGCCCCAUUCUCCCGCUUUCCAUCACCCCGCCCCAUUCUCCCGCUUUCCAUCAACCUGUCCCAUUCUCUCGCUUUCCAUCACUCUGCCCCAUUCUCCCGCUUUCCAUCACCCCGCCCCAUUCUCCCGCUUUCGAUCACCCGCCCCAUUCUCCCGCUUUCCAUCACCCCGCCCCAUUCUCCCGCUUUCCAUCACCCCGCCCCAUUCUCCUGCUUUCCAUCUCCCCGCCCCAUUCUCCCGCUUUCCAUCACCCCGCCCCAUUCUCAAGCUUUCCAUCACUCUGCCCCAUUCUCCCGCUUUCCAUCACCCUGCCCCAUUCUCCCUCCUUCCAUCACCCCGCCCCAUACUCCCGCUUUCCAUCACCCCGCCCCAUUCUCCCGCUUUCCAUCACCCCGCCCCGUUCUCCCGCUUUCCAUCACCCCGCCCCAUUCUCCCGCUUUCCAUCACCCCGCCCUAUUCUCUCACUUUCCAUCACCCUGCUCCAUUCUCCUGCUUUCCAUCACCCCGCCCCAUUCACCCGCUUUCCAUCAUCCCGCCCCAUUCUCCCGUUUUCUAUCACCCCGCUCUAUUCUUUCGCUUUUCAUCACCCCGCCCCAUUGUCCCUCCUUACAUCACCUCGCCCCAUUCUCCCGCUUUCCAUCACCCCGCCCCAUUCUCCCGCUUUCUGUCACCCUGCCCCAUUCUCCCGCUUUCCAUCACCCCGUCCCAUUCUCCCGCUUUCCAUCACCCCGCCCCAUUCUCUCGCUUUCCAUCACCCCGCCCCAUUCUCCCGCUUUCCAUCACCCCGCCCCAUUCUCCCGCUCUCCAUCACCCCGCCCCAUUCUCCCGCUUUCCAUCACUCCGCCCCAUUCUCCCUCCUUCCAUCACCCCGCCCCUUUCUCCCUCCUUCCAUCACCCUGCUCCGUUCUCCAGCUUUCCAUCACCCCGCCCCAUUCUCCCGCUUUCCAUCACCCCGCCCCAUUCUCCCGCUUUCCAUCAUCCCGCCCCAUUCUCCCGCUUUUUAUCACCCCGCCCCAUUCUCCCGCUUUCCAUCAUCCCGCCCCAUUCUCCCGCUUUCCAUCACUCCGCCCCAUUCUCCCGCUUUCCAUCACCCCGCCCCGUUCUCCCGCUUUCCAUCACCCCGCCCCAUUCUCCCGCUUUCCAUCACCCCGCCCUAUUCUCUCACUUUCCAUCACCCUGCUCCAUUCUCCCGCUUUCCAUCACCCCGCCCCAUUCUCCCGCUUUCCAUCAUCCCGCCCCAUUCUCCCGUUUUCUAUCACCCCGCUCUAUUCUUUCGCUUUCCAUCACCCCGCCCCAUUCUCCCGCUUUCCAUCACCUCACCCCAUUCUCCCGCUUUCCAUCACCCCACCCCAUUCUCCCGCUUUCUGUCACCCUGCCCCAUUCUCCCGCUUUCCAUCACCCCGUCCCAUUCUCCCGCUUUCCAUCACCCCGCCCCAUUCUCUCGCUUUCCAUCACCCCGCCCCAUUCUCCCGCUUUCCAUCACCCCGCCCCAUUCUCCCGCUUUCCAUCACCCCGCCCCAUUCUCCCGCUUUCCAUCACUCCGCCCCAUUCUCCCUCCUUCCAUCACCCCGCCCCUUUCUCCCUCCUUCCAUCACCCUGCCCCGUUCUCCAGCUUUCCAUCACCCCGCCCCAUUCUCCCGCUUUCCAUCACCCCGCCCCAUUCUCCCGCUUUCCAUCAUCCCGCCCCAUUCUCCCGCUUUUUAUCACCCCGCCCCAUUCUCCCGCUUUCCAUCAUCCCGCCCCAUUCUCCCGCUUUCCAUCAUCCCGCCCCAUUCUCCCGCUUUCCAUCACCCCACCCCAUUCUCCCGCUUUCCAUCAUCCCGUCCCAUUCUCCAGCUUUCCAUCACCCGCCCCAUUCUCCCGCUUUCCAUCACCCCGCCCUAUUCUCCCGCUUUCCAUCACCCCGCCCCGUUCUCCCGCUUUCCAUCACCCUGCUCCAUUCUCCUGCUUUCCAUCACCCCCCCCCAUUCUCCCGCUUUCCAUCAUCCCGCCCCAUUCUCCCGUUUUCUAUCACCCCGCUCUAUUCUUUCGCUUUUCAUCACCCCGCCCCAUUGUCCCUCCUUCCAUCACCGCGCCCCAUUUUCCCGCUUUCCAUCACCUCACCCCAUUCUCCCGCUUUCCAUCACCCCGCCCCAUUCUCCCGCUUUCUGUCACCCUGCCCCAUUCUCCCGCUUUCCAUCACCCCGUCCCAUUCUCCCGCUUUCCAUCACCCCGCCCCAUUCUCUCGCUUUCCAUCACCCCGCCCCAUUCUCCCGCUUUCCAUCACCCCGCCCCAUUCUCCCGCUUUCCAUCACCCCGCCCCAUUCUCCCGCUUUCCAUCACUCCGCCCCAUUCUCCCUCCUUCCAUCACCCCGCCCCUUUCUCCCUCCUUCCAUCACCCUGCCCCGUUCUCCAGCUUUCCAUCACCCCGCCCCAUUCUCCCGCUUUCCAUCACCCCGCCCCAUUCUCCCGCUUUCCAUCAUCCCGCCCCAUUCUCCCGCUUUUUAUCACCCCGCCCCAUUCUCCCGCUUUCCAUCAUCCCGCCCCAUUCUCCCGCUUUCCAUCAUCCCGCCCCAUUCUCCCGCUUUCCAUCACCCCACCCCAUUCUCCCGCUUUCCAUCAUCCCUCUAGCUCCCGUUGCAGCAGUUAUCUCCGCACCCGCCCCAUUCUCCCUCCUUCCAUCACCCCGCCCCAUUCUCCCUCCUUCCAUCACCCCGCCCCAUUCUCCCGCUUUCCAUCACUCCGCCCCAUUCUCCCACUUUCCAUCACCCCACCCCAUUCUCCCGCUUUCCAUCACCCCGCCCCAUUCUCCCUCCUUCCAUCAACCCGCCCCAUUCUCCCUCCUUCCAUCACCCCGCCCCAUUCUCCCUCCUUCCAUCACCCCGCCCUAUUCUCCCGCUUUCCAUCACCCCGCCCCAUUCUCCCGUUUUCCAUCACCCCGCCCCAUUCUCCCGCUUUCCAUCACCCCGCCCCAUUUCUCCCUCUUUCCAUCACCCCGCCCCAUUUCUCCCGCUUUCCAUCACCCCGCCCCAUUCUCCCGCUUUCCAUCAACCCGCCCCAUUCUCCCUCCUUCCAUCACCCCGCCCCAUUCUCCCUCCUUCCAUCACCCCGCCCCAUUCUCCCUCCUUCCAUCUCCCAGCCCCAUUCUCCCGCUUUCCAUCACCCCGCCCCAUUCUCCCUCCUACCCCGCCCCAUUCUCCCUCCUUACAUCACCCCGCCCCAUUCUCCCACUUUCCAUCACUCCGCCCCAUUCUCCCGCUUUUCAUCAACCCACCCCAUUCUCCCGCUUUCCAUCACCCCACCCCAUUUCUCCCUCUUUCCAUCACCCCGCCCCUUUCUCCCGCUUUCCAUCAACCCACCCCAUUUCUCCCUCUUUCCAUCACCCCACCCCAUUUCUCCCUCUUUCCAUCACCCCAUCCCAUUCUCCCGCUUUCCAUCAACCCGCCCCCUUCUCCCUCCUUCCAUCAUCCCGCCCCAUUCUCCCGCUUUCCAUCACCCCGCCCCAUUCUCCCUCCUUCCAUCCCCCCGCCCCAUUCUCCCUCCUUCCAUCACCCCGCCCCAUUCUCUCGCUUUCCAUCACCCCGCCCCAUUCUCCCGCUUUCCAUCACCCCGCCCCAUUCUCCCUCCUUCCAUCACCCUGCCCCAUUCUCCCGCUUUCCAUCACCCCGCCCCAUUCUCCCGCUUUCCAUCACCCCGCCCCAUUCUCCCGCUUUCCGUCACCCCGCCCCAUUCUCCCUCCUUCCAUCACCCUGCCCCAUUCUCCCUCCUUCCAUCACCCUGCCCCAUUCUCCCGCUUUCCAUCACCCCCCCCCUUUCUCCCGCUUUCCAUCACCCCGCCCCAUUCUCCCGCUUUCCAUCACCCCGCCCCAUUCUCCCGCUUUCCAUCACCCCGCCCUAUUCUCCCGCUUUCCAUCACCCCGCCCCAUUCUCCCUCCUUCCAUCACCCUGCCCCAUUCUCCCGCUUUCCAUCACCCCGCCCCAUUCUCCCGCUUUCCAUCACCCCGCCCCAUUCUCCCGCUUUCCGUCACCCCGCCCCAUUCUCCCGCUUUCCGUCACCCCGCCCCAUUCUCCCUCCUUCCAUCACCCUGCCCCAUUCUCCCUCCUUCCAUCACCCUGCCCCAUUCUCCCGCUUUCCAUCACCCCGCCCCUUUCUCCCGCUUUCCAUCACCCCGCCCUAUUCUCCCGCUUUCCAUCACCCCGCCCCAUUCUCCCUCCUUCCAUCACCCCGCCCCAUUCUCCCUCCUUCCAUCACCGCGCCCCUUUCUCCCACUUUCCAUGUCCCCGCCCCAUUCUCCCGCUUUCCAUCAGCCCGCCCCGUUCUCCCUCCUUCCAUCACCCCGCCCCAUUCUCCCUCCUUCCAUCAACCCGCCCCAUUCUCCCGCUUUCCAUCACCCCGCCCCAUUCUCCCGCUUUCCAUCAUCCCGCCCCUUUCUCCCGUUUUCUAUCACCCCGCUCUAUUCUUUCGCUUUUCAUCACCCAGCCCCAUUCUCCCUCCUUCAUUCGCCCCGCCCCAUUCUCCCUCCUUCCAUCACCCCGCCCCAUUCUCCCGCUUUCCAUCACCCCGUCCCAUUCUCCCGCUUUCCAUCACCCCGUCUUAUUCUCCCGCUUUCCAUCACCCCAUCCCAUUCUCUCGCUUUACAUCACCCCGCCCCAUUCUCCCGCUUUCCAUCACCCCGCCCCUUCUCCCGCUUUCCAUCACCCCGCCCCAUUCUCCCACUUUCCAUCAUCCCGCCCCAUUCUCCCGCUUUCCAUCACCCCGCCCCAUUCUCCCAUUCUCCCGCUUUCCAUCAUCCCGCCCCAUUCUCCCGCUUUCCAUCACCCCGCCCCAUUCUCCCUCCUACCCCGCCCCAUUCUCCCUCCUUACAUCACCCCGCCCCAUUCUCCCACUUUCCAUCACUCCGCCCCAUUCUCCCGCUUUUCAUCAACCCACCCCAUUCUCCCGCUUUCCAUCACCCCACCCCAUUUCUCCCUCUUUCCAUCACCCCGCCCCUUUCUCCCGCUUUCCAUCAACCCACCCCAUUUCUCCCUCUUUCCAUCACCCCACCCCAUUUCUCCCUCUUUCCAUCACCCCAUCCCAUUCUCCCGCUUUCCAUCAACCCGCCCCAUUCUCCCUCCUUCCAUCAUCCCGCCCCAUUCUCCCGCUUUCCAUCACCCCGCCCCAUUCUCCCUCCUUCCAUCCCCCCGCCCCAUUCUCCCUCCUUCCAUCACCCCGCCCCAUUCUCUCGCUUUCCAUCACCCCGCCCCAUUCUCCCGCUUUCCAUCACCCCGCCCCAUUCUCCCUCCUUCCAUCACCCUGCCCCAUUCUCCCGCUUUCCAUCACCCCGCCCCAUUCUCCCGCUUUCCAUCACCCCGCCCCAUUCUCCCGCUUUCCGUCACCCCGCCCCAUUCUCCCUCCUUCCAUCACCCUGCCCCAUUCUCCCUCCUUCCAUCACCCUGCCCCAUUCUCCCGCUUUCCAUCACCCCCCCCCUUUCUCCCGCUUUCCAUCACCCCGCCCCAUUCUCCCGCUUUCCAUCACCCCGCCCCAUUCUCCCGCUUUCCAUCACCCCGCCCUAUUCUCCCGCUUUCCAUCACCCCGCCCCAUUCUCCCUCCUUCCAUCACCCUGCCCCAUUCUCCCGCUUUCCAUCACCCCGCCCCAUUCUCCCGCUUUCCAUCACCCCGCCCCAUUCGCCCGCUUUCCGUCACCCCGCCCCAUUCUCCAGCUUUCCGUCACCCCGCCCCAUUCUCCCUCCUUCCAUCACCCUGCCCCAUUCUCCCUCCUUCCAUCACCCUGCCCCAUUCUCCCGCUUUCCAUCACCCCGCCCCUUUCUCCCGCUUUCCAUCACCCCGCCCUAUUCUCCCGCUUUCCAUCACCCCGCCCCAUUCUCCCUCCUUCCAUCACCCCGCCCCAUUCUCCCUCCUUCCAUCACCGCGCCCCUUUCUCCCACUUUCCAUGUCCCCGCCCCAUUCUCCCGCUUUCCAUCAGCCCGCCCCGUUCUCCCUCCUUCCAUCACCCCGCCCCAUUCUCCCUCCUUCCAUCAACCUGCCCCAUUCUCCCGCUUUCCAUCACCCCGCCCCAUUCUCCCGCUUUCCAUCAUCCCGCCCCUUUCUCCCGUUUUCUAUCACCCCGCUCUAUUCUUUCGCUUUUCAUCACCCAGCCCAUUCUCCCUCCUUCCAUCGCCCCGCCCCAUUCUCCCUCCUUCCAUCACCCCGCCCCAUUCUCCCGCUUUCCAUCACCCCGUCCCAUUCUCCCGCUUUCCAUCACCCCGUCUUAUUCUCCCGCUUUCCAUCACCCCAUCCCAUUCUCUCGCUUUACAUCACCCCGCCCCAUUCUCCCGCUUUCCAUCACCCCGCCCCUUCUCCCGCUUUCCAUCACCCCGCCCCAUUCUCCCACUUUCCAUCAUCCCGCCCCAUUCUCCCGCUUUCCAUCACCCCGCCCCAUUCUCCCAUUCUCCCGCUUUCCAUCAUCCCGCCCCAUUCUCCCGCUUUCCAUCACCCCGCCCCAUUCUCCCUCCUUCCAUCAUCCCGCCCCAUUCUCCCGCUUUCCAUCACCCCGCCCCAUUCUCCCUCCUUCCAUUCCCCCGCCCCAUUCUCCCGCUUUCCAUCACCCCGCCCCAUUCUCCCGCUUUCCAUCAUCCCGCCCCUUUCUCCCGUUUUCUAUCACCCCGCUCUAUUCUUUCGCUUUUCAUCACCCAGCCCCAUUCUCCCUCCUUCCAUCGCCCCGCCCCAUUCUCCCUCCUUCCAUCACCCCGCCCCAUUCUCCCGCUUUCCAUCACCCCGUCCCAUUCUCCCGCUUUCCAUCACCCCGUCUUAUUCUCCCGCUUUCCAUCACCCCAUCCCAUUCUCUCGCUUUACAUCACCCCGCCCCAUUCUCCCGCUUUCCAUCACCCCGCCCCUUCUCCCGCUUUCCAUCACCCCGCCCCAUUCUCCCACUUUCCAUCAUCCCGCCCCAUUCUCCCGCUUUCCAUCACCCCGCCCCAUUCUCCCAUUCUCCCGCUUUCCAUCAUCCCGCCCCAUUCUCCCGCUUUCCAUCACCCCGCCCCAUUCUCCCGCUUUCCAUCAUCCCGCCCCAUUCUCCCGCUUUCCAUCACCCCGCCCCAUUCUCCCUCCUUCCAUCCCCCCGCCCCAUUCUCCCUCCUUCCAUCACCCCGCCCCAUUCUCUCGCUUUCCAUCACCCCGCCCCAUUCUCCCGCUUUCCAUCACCCCGCCCCAUUCUCCCUCCUUCCAUCACCCUGCCCCAUUCUCCCGCUUUCCAUCACCCCGCCCCAUUCUCCCGCUUUCCAUCACCCCGCCCCAUUCUCCCGCUUUCCGUCACCCCGCCCCAUUCUCCCUCCUUCCAUCACCCUGCCCCAUUCUCCCUCCUUCCAUCACCCCGCCCCAUUCUCCCGCUUUCCAUCACCCCCCCCCUUUCUCCCGCUUUCCAUCACCCCGCCCCAUUCUCCCGCUUUCCAUCACCCCGCCCCAUUCUCCCGCUUUCCAUCACCCCGCCCUAUUCUCCCGCUUUCCAUCACCCCGCCCCAUUCUCCCUCCUUCCAUCACCCUGCCCCAUUCUCCCGCUUUCCAUCACCCCGCCCCAUUCUCCCGCUUUCCAUCACCCCGCCCCAUUCUCCCGCUUUCCGUCACCCCGCCCCAUUCUCCCGCUUUCCGUCACCCCGCCCCAUUCUCCCUCCUUCCAUCACCCUGCCCCAUUCUCCCUCCUUCCAUCACCCUGCCCCAUUCUCCCGCUUUCCAUCACCCCGCCCCUUUCUCCCGCUUUCCUUCACCCCGCCCUAUUCUCCCGCUUUCCAUCACCCCGCCCCAUUCUCCCUCCUUCCAUCACCCCGCCCCAUUCUCCCUCCUUCCAUCACCGCGCCCCAUUCUCCCACUUUCCAUGUCCCCGCCCCAUUCUCCCGCUUUCCAUCAGCCCGCCCCGUUCUCCCUCCUUCCAUCACCCCGCCCCAUUCUCCCUCCUUCCAUCAACCCGCCCCAUUCUCCCGCUUUCCAUCACCCCGCCCCAUUCUCCCGCUUUCCAUCAUCCCGCCCCUUUCUCCCGUUUUCUAUCACCCCGCUCUAUUCUUUCGCUUUUCAUCACCCAGCCCCAUUCUCCCUCCUUCCAUCGCCCCGCCCCAUUCUCCCUCCUUCCAUCACCCCGCCCCAUUCUCCCGCUUUCCAUCACCCCGUCCCAUUCUCCCGCUUUCCAUCACCCCGUCUUAUUCUCCCGCUUUCCAUCACCCCAUCCCAUUCUCUCGCUUUACAUCACCCCGCCCCAUUCUCCCGCUUUCCAUCACCCCGCCCCUUCUCCCGCUUUCCAUCACCCCGCCCCAUUCUCCCACUUUCCAUCAUCCCGCCCCAUUCUCCCGCUUUCCAUCACCCCGCCCCAUUCUCCCAUUCUCCCGCUUUCCAUCAUCCCGCCCCAUUCUCCCGCUUUCCAUCACCCCGCCCCAUUCUCCCACUUUCCAUCAUCCCGCCCCAUUCUCCCGCUUUCCAUCACCCCGCCCCAUUCUCCCUCCUUCCAUCACCCCGCCCCAUUCUCCCUCCUUCCAUCACCCCGCCCCAUUCUCCCUCCUUCCAUCACCCCGCCCCAUUCUCCCAUUCUCCCGCUUUCCAUCACCUCGCCCCAUUCUCCCGCUUUCCGUCACCCCUCCCCAUUCUCCCGCUUUCCGUCACCCCGCCCUAUUCUCUUACUUUCCAUCACCCCGCCCCAUUCUCCCUCCUUCCAUCACCACGCCGAUUCUCCCGCUUUCCAUCACCCCGCCCCAUUCUCCCGCUUUCCAUCACCCCGCCCUAUUCUCUCGCUUUCCGUCAUCCCGCCCCAUUCUCCCGUUUUCCAUCACCCCGCCCCAUUCUCCCGCUUUCUAUCACCCCGCCCUAUUCUCCCGCUUUCCAUCACCCCGCUGUUGCGAGUUUUACCGAGCAGAGAAGUUAUAACAAACCCUGGAGGUAUGGAGGAAGUGGUGUAG
Messenger RNA from Closterium sp. NIES-65, 17400 nucleotides. The record is from the annotation of a GenBank genome assembly. NCBI's taxonomy places the organism in Eukaryota, Viridiplantae, Streptophyta, Zygnematophyceae, Desmidiales, Closteriaceae.